UCCACAACAUUGUAGUUGAGCACUAUGGACAAUACGGGAACAAAUUGCAGGAUUUGUUUGCUGCAUCCGAAAACUGAGACGCUUAUACCCACGGCGUCCGAUUUCUUUUCACAAAUAGAACAAUGCACGGGUGUGCUGUUAACACAAGAUGAUCGAAUACCGAAUAAAAUAUGCACAAGCUGUGCCUUGCUGCUGCGUGCUGCUUUGAAGCUGCGUUCUAUGUGCCAGCAGACAGAGAGGCAACUGCAAAAGCUCAAAAAGGAACAGACGCAGCAGCAAAUGCAGUUGGACAGCGCCAGUGAAACGGAGUUUAUCGAAUCCUACGACGUGACACUGGAAACGGCUAGCAUUUCAGGCAGCCAGGGCAGCACAGAUGGCAUCACAAUAAAACCUGAAAAUCCAGCGCCAAGAACUGUUUUCGCUCACAGGCCCAAGCGUCGUAAUCGCACCGUUGCUGAAGUGCCAGCCACAUCUAACCCAGAGACCACCAAACCUCUGGCCCUCACCUAUGUUUGCAACAUCUGCAAUAAUGUCUACACGGAGAAAGUAAAGCUAACUAUGCAUCUUAAGCUACACAGCCUGCACAAGCCGCACGAAUGCGAAAUUUGUCAUAAGCGUUUUCGUCAGACGCCACAACUAGCGCGGCACAUGAACUCACAUACUGGGCUGCGCCCAUACAAAUGUGAUUAUUGUGAUGCCUCCUUUGCAGAUCCCUCCACGCGGAUUAAGCAUCAACGCAUCCACACAAACGAAAGGCCAUAUAAAUGUAAGUACUGCCAGAAGUCCUUUGCCUACUCCAAUGUGCUUAGCGUACAUCUGAAGAUCCAUACUGGCGAGCGACCAUUCAGCUGUCAAUUUUGCGGUCGACGGUUUUCCCAAGCUCAUCACAAGAACACACACGAACGCUCACACAGGGCACACAAACAGCUGGACAUUGCUGUGAUUACGUUGGAGGAGGAGUAAUGGCCAGUU
Molecule: messenger RNA, 972 nt
Organism: Drosophila novamexicana
Lineage: Eukaryota; Metazoa; Arthropoda; Insecta; Diptera; Drosophilidae
Product: zinc finger protein 184
Exons: 4
Coding region: 25-963 (312 amino acids)
Biological process (GO): regulation of transcription by RNA polymerase II
Cellular component (GO): nucleus
Molecular function (GO): DNA-binding transcription factor activity, RNA polymerase II-specific; RNA polymerase II cis-regulatory region sequence-specific DNA binding; zinc ion binding
Source: RefSeq, a predicted model, not a curated record